This is a messenger RNA of Hippopotamus amphibius kiboko, 2806 nucleotides long. It is a transcript of the gene DCAF11, whose product is annotated as DDB1 and CUL4 associated factor 11. NCBI's taxonomy places the organism in Eukaryota, Metazoa, Chordata, Mammalia, Artiodactyla, Hippopotamidae. The coding region runs from base 452 to 2092 and encodes 546 amino acids. Gene Ontology annotation, cellular component: Cul4-RING E3 ubiquitin ligase complex. The transcript is spliced from 15 exons. The record is from RefSeq and is a predicted model, not a curated record. Gene Ontology annotation, biological process: proteasome-mediated ubiquitin-dependent protein catabolic process. Gene Ontology annotation, molecular function: protein binding.
CCCUCAGACCCCUCGCGCACUUUCUCGCUCCCAUCUGUCAAUCACCGCGCUCAGCUGUCCAGUGAGCGGGCCAAGGGGGCGGGGCCAAGGGGCGUCGCGUGACGUCUUCGGUCUGCCGGCCGCGGAGCCGGGAGAUACGUGACGAAGGAGGCGCGUUACGGAGAGGCGGUUGGCCGACGCCGCGGGAGCAUUCUUUGUAAACGAGGCCUCGCGCCGCUGCGGGCCCUACGACCGCUCCUGGCUGGAUUGGGAAAGGUUUGUGUUCCCGAAGGCUUGGGAGUUGUUACAGACUAAGAAGAAGGGAUCUCAGUGCCUAGGAAGGGUCGCCCUCAUAGAAAUAGUUGUAUCUCAGGAGAUUCUGGUGUUUCUAGAGCAGGCUUUGCUUUCACCAAACCCAAGGAGGUGACAGGAGGAGUCCCUGCACAGGACGUAAGGAUGCUGUGACCAGAAGAUGGGAUCACGGAACAGCAGCAGCGCAGGAACUGGGUCCGGAGACCCCUCCGAGGGCUUGCCCCGAAGAGGGGCUGGCCUGCGUAGGAGUGAGGAAGAGGAAGAGGAAGAUGAAGAUGUGGAUCUGGCCCAGGUACUGGCCUAUCUCCUACGCAGAGGCCAAGUGAGGUUGGUGCAGGGAGGAGGCGCAGCAAAUUUACAACUCAUCCAGGCCCUCUCAGACUCAGAGGAAGAGCAUGACAGUGCCUGGGAUGGUCGUCUCGGAGACCGAUACAACCCACCCGUGGAUGCAACCCCUGACACCCGGGAGCUGGAAUGCAAUGAGAUCAAGACACAAGUGGAAUUGGCCACAGGGCGGCUGGGGCUUAGGCGGGCAGCGCUGGAGCACAGCUUUCCACAAAUGCUGCACCAGAGAGAACGGGGUCUCUGCCACCAGGGAAGCUUCUCCCUUGGAGAACGGUCUCGAAUGAUGUCUCACUUCUUGCCCAAUGAUCUGGGUUUCACUGAUACCUACUCUCAGAAGGCUUUCUGUGGCAUCUACAGCAAAGAUGGUCAAAUCUUCAUGUCUGCUUGUCAAGACCAGACAAUCCGACUGUAUGACUGCCGAUAUGGCCGCUUUCAUAAAUUCAAGAGCAUCAAGGCCCGAGAUGUAGGCUGGAGCGUCUUGGAUGUGGCCUUCACCCCUGAUGGGAACCAUUUCCUUUACUCCAGCUGGUCUGAUUACAUUCAUAUCUGCAACAUCUACGGGGAGGGAGACACACACACUGCCCUGGAUCUAAGGCCAGAUGAGCGUCGCUUUGCUGUCUUCUCUAUUGCUGUCUCCUCAGAUGGACGAGAAGUACUAGGAGGGGCCAAUGAUGGCUGCCUAUAUGUCUUUGACCGAGAGCAGAACCGGCGUACCCUUCAGAUUGAAUCCCAUGAGGAUGAUGUGAAUGCGGUGGCCUUUGCUGACAUCAGCUCCCAGAUCCUGUUCUCCGGGGGUGACGAUGCCAUCUGCAAAGUGUGGGAUCGACGCACCAUGCGGGAGGAUGACCCCAAGCCCGUGGGCGCGUUGGCCGGACACCAGGACGGCAUCACCUUCAUUGACAGCAAGGGUGAUGCCCGGUAUCUCAUCUCCAACUCCAAAGACCAGACCAUCAAGCUCUGGGAUAUCCGACGCUUUUCCAGCCGGGAAGGCAUGGAAGCCUCUCGCCAGGCUGCCACGCAGCAAAACUGGGACUACCGCUGGCAGCAGGUGCCCAAGAAAGCCUGGCGGAAGCUGAAGCUCCCAGGGGACAGCUCCUUGAUGACCUACCGGGGCCACGGGGUGCUGCACACCCUCAUCCGCUGCCGAUUCUCCCCCAGCCAUAGCACUGGCCAGCAGUUCAUCUACAGUGGCUGCUCCACUGGCAAAGUGGUCGUGUACGACCUUCUCAGUGGCCACAUCGUGAAGAAGCUGACCAACCACAAGGCCUGUGUGCGUGACGUCAGCUGGCACCCCUUCGAGGAGAAGAUUGUCAGCAGUUCGUGGGACGGGAACCUACGUCUGUGGCAGUACCGCCAGGCUGAGUACUUCCAGGAUGACAUGCCAGAGUCCGAGGAACACCCCAGCACCCCUGCCCCAAUGUCUCACACGUCUACAGCCUUUUCCUCAUCCCAGUAGAUCUGACUUCCAACCCCAUUCAUGGGGGAGCCUCUUGACCACUCUCUGCCUCCUCCCUUUCUCCCUUCUGGGGGAUCUUUGGGGAAUCACUGGCACUGGAUGGGGAGAAACAGAAGCCCAGUUUCGGGCCCUAGCUGAGCCUCAGGAGGGAGAUCCUCCUCUUGGGGCAGAGUGGUCUCCUCACAUGCUCACACCGAUUAGCUUGGGUCUCUGUCUCUGGGCGGGGUCUGGCAGCACUGCCAUUAUCUGGUCAGCGGGAGAACCGUCCUGAGUGUUUUUAAUCAUGUUUGGUUGUUAAGUGUUGGCUCCUAGAGUAGGUGCCCGGGGCCAGGUCUGAACUGAGCCAGGCCCAUUGCCUAGGCCUUCACAUUGAGGAUUAGACUGGUCAAUCAGAGGGCCAGGCAUCCUGGCCUUUCUUCCAGAGGUCCUAAUGGCUAGAGCUGUAGCCCCACAGAGGACGGGGGAUGGUUAAGUUGUGUCCUCAGCACCCUCCCAGGGUUGAAAUUACGUCUUCUCUCUCGUGCAUCUGGGUCUUUGGGGUAGGCAGGCUGUGGUGUGAGAGGCUCCGUGUGGCCCCACACAGGACAGGGCUUCCCCUCCCAGAGUGUUCCAUCGUGCUGGAGGCCAAUAGCUUCAAGGAGGGAUAUUGAAGUAGGACUUCUUCGUCCUCUCACUGGCUUUGGCUCCCUCAAUAAACUCUUUGUGGGAACCUGA